Messenger RNA from Poecile atricapillus (Black-capped chickadee), 4893 nucleotides. RefSeq names its product zinc finger protein 3-like. The transcript has a single exon. NCBI's taxonomy places the organism in Eukaryota, Metazoa, Chordata, Aves, Passeriformes, Paridae. Gene Ontology annotation, molecular function: RNA polymerase II cis-regulatory region sequence-specific DNA binding; DNA-binding transcription factor activity, RNA polymerase II-specific. Gene Ontology annotation, biological process: regulation of transcription by RNA polymerase II. The record is from RefSeq and is a predicted model, not a curated record. The coding region runs from base 369 to 1049 and encodes 226 amino acids.
UUCAUCCCUGAAUCUUCAGCUUCCCCACCCCAGGAACUUUGCCUCCCCACAUGCAGCAGGUGACUGGGGAGGGGGAUCCACGAUUUUCUUGGGGCUGAAUCUUGGUGUGUCUAAGAUUUAUUAGGCUAAAUGUUGGUGCUUUGAUUUCUUGUGAGGGCUGAACAUUUCUAUUCUGCACUGGCUUUUGGCUGAAUCUUGUUGUUUGAUUAGUUUUGGAUCUGUGUUUUCUUGUUUGGGCUGAAUGUUGGUGUUUUAGAGAUUCUUACAGACACAAGUUGCCCAAUGACUUUCUGAGAUGAACUUGGGCAAGGAGGAACCCACAGUCCAAGGUGCUCUCCUGUUGUUUUUUUCCCCCCAACCAGGAUUUUAUGUUCUUGAAUUGUGUUCAGAUGGAGGCAGAGGAGGAAGAGCCCUGGAGAUGCCGCACAAGGAGGAGCUGCAAACCCAGUCCAGGGAGCUGCAAGGUGGAAAGAUCCCCCCAGUGCCAGGAACACGGCCAGAGAUCCAACCAGAGCUCAGAGCUGGGGGUGAAACCUCGUGGUGGGGAGAAGCCCCACAAGUGCUUGGAAUGUGGGAAGAGCUUCAGCCGGAGCUCCGACCUUUGGAAACACCAGAGGAUCCACACUGGGGAAAAGCCCUAUGAGUGUGGGGAAUGUGGGAAGAGCUUCAGAAGUAUCUCUGACCUGAUGAAACACCAGGUGAUCCACACAGGGGAACGACCCUACACCUGCUUGGAAUGUGGGAAGAGCUUUGGUUGGAGCUCUUACCUGAGGGCACACCAGCGCAUCCACACUGGGGAGAGGCCCUACGAGUGUCCUGAGUGUGGGAAGAGGUUUCAGACCAGCUCCAGUGUCCUCCUGCAUGAGCGGAUUCACACAGACGAGAGGCCCUUCCGCUGCCCCGACUGCGGGAAGAGCUUCAAGCGCAACUCCACCCUUGUCAGUCACCAGCGCAUCCACACUGGGGAGAAGCCCUAUGAAUGUCCCCAGUGUGGGAAGAGCUUCUCAAGGAGCUCUCACCUGUCCCGACACCAACGGAGGCACCAGUAAGGGAAGCCCUGCGAGUGCCCCGAGUGCGGGAAGAGCUUCGUGCGCUGCUCCAGCUCCAUCCCCCAUGGGAGGAUCGGCGUUGGAUGAUCCCCAGUGACCCUUGUUGGGCAGAGCCCUGGUGAUCCGUGGUCCUGGUGAUUGGUGUUGGGAAGACACCUGGCUGGGAGGCUCCACAUCUUCCUGGCUCCCUGUGGGCACCUUGAUGAACACAGGGGCAGGAACAACAUCGGGACACAGAACAACAAUGGGAAUUCCUUGUGGGGGGCAUAUUUGUUGACUUUCAAUCCCAGAAAAUCUUUUGCAUUUAAUCUUAUCUUCUGGUGGCAUCAAGGAAUACUGGAUGGUCUUGGAGGUCUUUUCCAACCUCACUGAUUGCACUGUUUUGAUUUCCCAUUGCUCAAGGGUGUCUUCCACAGUCAAAUGGUGAUGACGUGGGGCAAAGAUCAAGGUUUUGGAGACAGUGGGGUGGAAACCCCUCCAAAAAAGCUUCUUCCCUCCCUCUCAGUCACAGGGAUGCUAAGCCAGCACAAAGAAAUCCUUUUGUUUUGGCCUUGAUUUUCUUUUCAUUUCUCUUCUUUCCUUUAACAUAUCUAAUUUUGGGGUAAAAAUAAAGACAUUGAAUUAAGACAUGGGUGAGAACAUUGAGGGACAUAGACAUGGUGGGACAUGGAGAGUGACAUGGAGCCACAUAGACAUGGACAGGGACAUGGCUAUGCAUUCUAACUCUGAAAUAGAGAGCACGGUGCCUGUGGAAAUUGCAGGCCACAUAGCUUUCUCAGUCUUGCCUGGGAAAGUGGCCUGGGAAUUCAUAAGGAGGAAUUAAAACAAUCCUCAGAGAUAGAGAACAGCCUUGCAGGUGCUAUUUGUCUGUUCCUUGUUUUCUUGCAAGAGAAGGUCAAGGGUUCAACCCACUGACUAGUGAUGGUGAUGUGGUAGUUUACUAACCAGUAAGAGUUUCUUUUCUGUACUUUUCACGUAUCGGUCUAGAAAAAAGACCUGAGGUAAUAAACCAGAGAGAAAUUCUCCUGAUCGACUCCCAAGAGAGUCUGUGUCGUUCUUCUUGCCGUUCCUAAUAGAGCAACAUCUGGUGACCCCGACGUGAUGUGCAUCUAAUGACCCCCAAGGGUCAGUGCAGCCAGCGGUCGACGAGCCAGCCGCUUCCCCCACAGAGGGGUAAGUGAGAAUCUCCCAGGCUCCCCUGGAGGGGGCUGGUUUUUUAGACCAACGGGAUGGUGGAGCCCUGCCAGUGAGCGGGCUUGGAACAGCUUAUCUUGAUGAAGCUAGAGCUUAAAGUCCCGGGUUAAGCCACUGCGUCUGCAUCAUUGCAUUCAUGGGCCGUCAAGAUAGACGGUUCUCACAAUGAAGAACCACAAUUCAACUAAUGAUCAGCUUGUCUCCUCUGCGUGGCAAGACACUUUGCCGCGCAUGGGACUCGAUAUUUCUGAAGAUGCUAUGUGCACUUUGUUCCAGUGAGUAAAAGUGCAAAGUUUUACUGUGACUCUUGAUAAUGCCUUUAACCUCGAGAUUUGGCUGUCAGUGGGAGACUGCCUAUGGUCUGAACUAGCUGCAGGAGAUACCGGCGUGUGCAGCUUGGCAGCCACCUUGGGCAUGCUCUUUAAAGCGCUGGAGCGGUGCCAGUCUGAGGACAGUGAUGCCGGGAUAGAAGAUUCGGAAGCCAGGGGUGCCUCUUUUGUACACCAUGAUGGACUGGGGGGUGAGACCAAGAACCCGUCACCCGCGGAGUUGGGCGCACAAGCCUCGCCAACAGAGAGGUGGCAGAGGAAUGGAGACCGCCCGUCCCCGCCUGCGCCUCCGUCUGCGGCGCCUUCACCAGCGCCGCGAGCACCGCUGCGAGCGGCCGCGGGGGACCCUUCGUUGUCGAUGGUGUUCUUCAGCCCCCCCGCGCCUUCUGCAUUCCUUUCUCCUGUGCCACAAAGGACAGCACGGAUGCCCCUGCUGCAGCCUGCCGGCGCGGCAGGGGGACGGCCUCCCCGCGUCCAUCCGAAGGGCCCACUGGCCCGGCGGGGGGAGAUCGACUUUCAGCCCCCCCAUGUCCUGCUGCAGAACCCGCGCAUGCGCAAACCUCGCUGGUGGAGGAGUCUAGAAAUGCAGGGACAUUUCUCUGUCUAUGUAAUUCUUUAAAAAAUACAUCAAUCAUAUAUAAUACUGAUAAAAAGGCUUCCAAAUAUCCCUGAGCAAGCCAGAGUUUGUAAGAAAUUAAAUAGAAAGUAGAAAAAUGUUUCUUUUAACACAGAGGUGAAAGUACAGAUUUUAAGAGGGUUCCACACGUGGAGUAAAGAUGGAGGAAAAAGGGUGUAGUUUUUAAUCCUUCUUCUUCCUUCUUCUCCAUGCUUCUGCAGUUUAUAGAAGCACAAAAUAUGAUUGGUGUAGAGUUAGUCGCACUUUUAAUUACGCGAGUAGAUAUAGAAAACUUAUUUGUUGAGAUAUAAUAACAAUAUACGUGUCUGUAGCUAAUAGGAUAAAAGUUAGUAUAAAGGUGAAAAGACCGUGUGGUUCGAGGCCAUUUUGUAUCAUUAGUACGAGAUGAGCCAGGCUGUGGUGAUUUAAGCUUGUGCAGUUAGUCUGGAUAGACCUGCCAAGUUUUGUAAGGAUCCUUCAAUAAACACGAGAAACCAGAAUCUAAUGAGCCCGGGAGUUUUCUUCGAAUAAUAAGGACUGAGAUAAGUGGGACUCCCCACGAGGGAGGAUCCCAAGGGAACUCAGCCCAAAGGAGGCUGAGAGACUAGAGAAAAGUUAUAUCCACAGAAAAUUCAGCCCAAAGGAGUCAAGGAGAGACAAGUAACAGCUGGGACACCCAUCGCGGCAGCCCUCAUCAGGGGUGUCCCCUCCGGCCUCCGCACCGCCUCUGCACAGCCCCCUGACGGCAGUGACACCGCCCACCACGGCAGAGGCAGGCAUGGUUCCUUCCCUCCAUGCCCAGCCCAGUGCAGGGGGGCAGACAGGUCCACAAGCAGAGCCAGUGCCCCUGCCGGCUACUGCAACGCAGUUGUCAUGGCAACCACUGCUGGAAACAACAACAACUGGGCAAAAACUUCAGUGAGUAACAGCAGCAACAACUUUACAAUGGAGUCAGCUUUACUCAAACCAUGCAAACUUCAAACUGCUCAGCAACACAGCUGCAAAACCCGACAAACAACAACAGCAGCCUGAACCUGAUGAAACAACCAUCUCCACACCACAGAUAGCUUCCCUGUUUACUUCACUGAUUGCAGAGAGUUGGGAAGCUUUUAACCACAGCCAUGUGAACUCUACAAGUCCCUCAAUCAUAUUUGAGGGAAAAAUCCAAUGGACAAAAAAAAAAAAAAAAAAAAAAAAAAGGGAGGGAGAUCAAAGCAUCGUGAAUUGCAUUGUUGAUUGAUCUGUAAAAAGUUUAUAGAUUUUGCAUAGUACAAUUGAGUAGACUGGGUUUGGAUCUGGGUGUUCUUGAGUUUUGUCACUUUAGUGUUCUUUUAAACUUCCCUGUCGGUGUAUGUUAGUUCACUGAACUAGUCAACCAUCAAGUCCUUGCAAAGAAAACAAUCCUUAAACAUCAAAAACGUAAGCCAGAAAAUCAUUCUAAAUCAGUGUCCAUUCCAAUUGCUGUUGAAGGAGACCUCUUGUGCUGUGUUUGUUCUCUUUCCUGCAAGGGCCCAGCAGAAGAUUACAAACACUGCUUUUUUAUUUUAAAACAAAAAGGGGGAUGCUAACUCUGAAAUAGAGAGCACAGUUGGCUGUGGAAAUUGCAGGCCACAUAGCUUUCUCAGUCUUGCCUGGGAAAGUGGCCUGGGAAUUCAUAAGGAGGAAUUAAAACAAUCCUCAGAGAUGGAGAACAGCCUUGCAGGUG